AUCUCUUUUGUUCUGCAGAAAUAUUGGAGCAGAUGAUCGAAGGAAAAGUUUAGUAUUACUUUUGAUAAAUUUUCUUGGGCUGUUUAUUGUCGAUCGAAGGAAAUUGAGAAUGAGAGGUAGAAGUUACAGUCCAUCACCACCAAGGAUUUAUGGCAGGAGACAUCGUAGCCCUAGUCCAAGGGAUUGUGGAGGUCGUAGUACGUAUCUGCCAACAAGUCUUUUGGUUAGGAACCUAAGGCACGACUGCAGGCCAGAGGACCUACGUGGAUUAUUUGGGCGGUUUGGUCCGCUUAAGGACAUUUACUUGCCACGAGAUUAUUAUUCUGGGGGUCGGUCCUACAGUUACAAGCGUUCCCCCCUGCGAUAUUCACAAUCACCGCACUCUGGUCGAAAAAAUUCACAUAGUCCAGAGUAUUAUCCCCCUAGACGAUACUCAAGGUAG
This is a messenger RNA of Cucurbita maxima (winter squash), 442 nucleotides long. RefSeq names its product serine/arginine-rich SC35-like splicing factor SCL33. NCBI's taxonomy places the organism in Eukaryota, Viridiplantae, Streptophyta, Magnoliopsida, Cucurbitales, Cucurbitaceae. The transcript has 4 exons. Gene Ontology annotation, molecular function: RNA binding. The record is from RefSeq and is a predicted model, not a curated record. The coding region runs from base 110 to 442 and encodes 110 amino acids.